Molecule: messenger RNA, 3796 nt
Organism: Pteronotus mesoamericanus
Lineage: Eukaryota; Metazoa; Chordata; Mammalia; Chiroptera; Mormoopidae
Gene: ITGAE
Product: integrin subunit alpha E
Exons: 31
Biological process (GO): cell adhesion mediated by integrin; cell-matrix adhesion; integrin-mediated signaling pathway
Cellular component (GO): integrin complex; external side of plasma membrane
Molecular function (GO): integrin binding
Source: RefSeq, a predicted model, not a curated record
AUGCGCACGCCUCUGUCCCCGCCUCCUGGCCACUGCCGCUGAGGAGGGGAAGCUGAGUGGGCUGUGGCCCACUCCGCUGCCUCUGCUUCGGCUAGGAUGUGGCUCCUCCUCACUGUGCUCUGCAUGACCAGCCUGGCUCCUCUGCUGGCCUUCAACGUGGAUGUGGCCCGGACCUGGGUGACUCCCAAGACAGGCGGGCCUCAUGUGCUCAGCUCCCAUGUGCACCAAGACCCCAGCAGCAAGGAAACCUGGCUCCUGGUCACCACCUCUAAAACCAGCAGGGCAGCAGGGCGCGUGCACAAGUGUUCCCUCAGCCAGGAUGAGAUCCUCUGCCAGCCUGUGGAGCAUGUCCCCAUCCCCAAGGGGCGGCACCAGGGAGCGACCGUUGUCCGGAACAACGACAGUGUUUUGAUCUGCAUUCAACAGGUGGCCCGGCGGCCCCACAGCCUCAGCUCAGAACUCACAGGCACCUGCAGCCUGCUGGGCCCCGACCUCAGUCCCACGGCCCAGGUCUCUUUCAACAAUGUUGAAAAUCUCCUGGAUCCUAAGGCACAUGUGCAUGCUGGAGACUGCUACAGGAACAAAAAAGACAGCACAGAGAAUACCGCCAGGCGGCGCCGGGCUCUGGAAGCAAAGGAGGAAAAAGAGGAGGAGGAGGAGGAAGAGGCAGAAGCCGGCACUGAAAUCGCCAUCGUCCUGGAUGGCUCAGGGAGCAUCGAUGCCCCAGACUUCCAGAAAGCCAAAGACUUCAUCUCUAACAUGAUGAGAAGUGUCUAUGAGAAGUGCUUCGAGUGCAACUUUGCCCUGGUGCAGUAUGGAAGAGAGAUCAAGACCGAGUUUGACCUUCAGGACAGCCAGGAUGUGAUGGCCUCCCUCAGCAGAGUCCAGAACAUCACUCAAGUGGGGAAUGUCACCAGGACAGCCUCUGCCAUGCAGCAUGUCCUCGACAACAUCUUCACACCAAGACACGGCUCCAAAAAAAAGGCAUCCAAGAUCAUGGUGGUGCUCACUGACGGGGACAUAUUCGGAGACAACCUAAACCUCACGACUGUCAUCCACUCAACAAAGAUGCAAGGUGUUGAGCGCUUUGCCAUUGGGGUGGGAGAGGCAUUUGAGAAGCCUAAGACUGAGAAAGAACUGAGGCUGAUCGCCUCGGACCCCAGCAAGACCCAUGCCUUCAAAGUGACCAACUACACGGCACUGGGUGGACUGCUGAGCCAGCUGAAGCAAAGCAUCGUUCCCAUGGAAGGCACUGUCGGAGAAGCCCUCCACUAUGAGCUGGCACAGAUCGGGUUCAGCGCCCAGAUCCUGGACAAGGGGCAGGUGCUGCUCGGCGCUGUGGGCGCCUUUGACUGGUCGGGGGGCGCAUUGCUCUAUGACAUGCACAGUCGCAGGGGCCACUUCCUGAACCACUCAGUGGGGGACACCAAGGCCGGAAAGCACAGCUACCUGGGUUACUCAGUGGCCGUGCUGCGUAAGGCCUGCGGACCCUCCUAUGUGGCGGGGGCUCCACGGCACAAGCAUCGAGGGGCCGUGUUUGAGCUCCGGAAGGAGAACGGAGAGACCAACUUCAUGCCAGUGCUGGAGGGAGAGCAGAUGGGGUCCUAUUUUGGCUCUGAGCUGUGUCCCGUGGACAUCGACAUGGAUGGAACCACGGACUUCUUGCUGGUGGCUGCUCCGUUUUACCACGUUCAUGGACAGGAAGGCAGAGUCUAUGUGUACCGUCUGAAUAAGCAGGAUGGUUCUUUCUCCUUGGUACAAACGUUGUGCGGGCAUCCUGGGUUCACAGAGGCCCGAUUCGGCUUUGCCAUGACAACAGUAGGGGAUAUCAGUCAGGAUAAGCUCACAGAUGUGGCCAUUGGGGCCCCCCUGGAAGGUUUCGUGGCGGGUGAUGACAUCAGCUUCGGCAGCGUAUACAUUUACAAUGGACGCCGGGAUGGCCUCUUUACCAACUACUCACAGCACAUCCGAGCCUCAGCGGUGGCCCCUGGACUGCGCUACUUUGGCACGUCCGUGGACGGCGGCUUAGAUUUGAAUGGCGAUGACCUUGACGACAUCACCGUGGGCACCCUUGGUCGGGCGGUUGUGCUCUGCUCAAGACCUGUGGUUCGCCUGAAGGUGUUUAUGACCUUCACCCCCAUGGUGCUGCCCAUUGGCUUCAACGACAGUGUGAAUGUGCUUUUAUGUUUUGAAAUCAGCUCUGUGACCACAGCUGCCAAGUCAGGCCUCGGAGAGACAUCUCUGAAUUUCACGGUGGAUGUGGAUACGCUGAGGUCGAGGAAGAGGCUGCAGUUUCAGGGCGGUAGUGCUUGUCAGAGCUACCUUAAGGACUGGCACGAUGGGCCGCUUCUCUGUGAGCGCCUCAGGCUCUUUCCCACAGAGGAAGAGCUCCCCGAAGAGGACCACUUCUUCAACAUCAGUAUCAACGUCAGCUACCAACUCCAGACCCCCAAGGACUGGAGUGACCGUCCCCACCCUGUCCUGGACCUCUACAAUGAGACCUCUGCCAUCUUCCAGCUGUCCUAUGAGAAGGCCUGCAAGAAUAGGCUGUUUUGUGUUCCUGAGUUACAGCUGGCCACCACCAUCUCUCAGCAGAAAUUGGUGGUGGGUGUCACGAAGGAGCUGACUAUGAGUAUUAACCUAGCUAACUCUGGAGAAGAUUCCUACAUGACAAGCAUGGCUCUAAAUUAUCCCAGAAAUCUACUGUUUAAGAGGAUACAAAAGCCUCCUUCCCCAGAUAUUCAGUGUGAUGACCCUAAGCCAACUGCUUCUGUCCUGGUCAUGAACUGCAAGAUUGGUCACCCCAUACUUAAGAGGUCAUCUGCAAACUUUUCAGUAGUCUGGCAGAUAGAGGAGAGUGUCUUUCCAAACAGGACAGCUGACAUCACUGUGAACAUCACAAAUGCCAAUGAAAAACCAUCUGUGGUCACAGAGACCCACAGCCUUCAAUUCAGGCAUGCCUUCACUGCAGUUCUUCCCAAACCAUCAGUGAUGUACGUGAACACAAGCCAGGAACUUGGUGGCUCUGACUACAAAGAAUUCCCCUUCACUAUACAUGGGGAAAAUUUCUUUGAAGCUGAAUUCCAACUGCAAAUCUGUGUUCCCAUCAAAUUACAAGGUCUCCAGCUUAUAACAGUGAAGAAACUGACAAAGACUCAGGCUUACACUGUGUGCACCCAGCGUCAGGGGCGCGCUUGUGGGAGCGAUGCGAUUCAGCAUGUGGAGGAAUGGCAUUCAGUGAGCUGUGCAAUCACUUCGGAUAAAGAAAAUAUAACGGUCGCUGUAGAGAUCUCCCUGAAUCAAGCCAAGAAGGUCGUAAGAGAUAUAACUGAACUGCAGAUCCUUGGUGAAAUAUCUUUCAACAAAUCUCUGUAUGAGGGGCUGAAUGCGGAGAACCACAGAACUAAGAUCACUGUCAUCUUCCUGCAAGAUGAGGCCCGCCAGUCCUUGCCGCUCAUCAUUGGAAGCAGCGUUGCCGGCGUUCUGGUUUUGAUCGUGAUCCUAGUCAUCCUGUUCAAGUGUGGCUUUUUUAAAAGAAGAUACCAAGAACUGAACUUGGACAACAUAAGGAAGGCCCAGAUGAAGUCAGAGAAUUCGCUUACAGAAGAUUUGGACUAGCGUCCUCAUGCACUGGGAGAGACUCUCAGGCAGUCCUCGAACUUCUAGAGACUUGGUGUUGUACUGAUUACUUUUUCCUUUAGGACGAUCUGGGGCAGAAUCAAAGAAAUUGUUUGUAGAAUAUUAGUUUUUAAUAAUACAUUGUUCCAAAUGUGUCUGUGCAUUGUACUAAAAAUAA